Messenger RNA from Papilio machaon (common yellow swallowtail), 3903 nucleotides. Its product is annotated as zinc finger protein rotund. Gene Ontology annotation, biological process: central nervous system development; regulation of transcription by RNA polymerase II. The transcript has 4 exons. Lineage: Eukaryota; Metazoa; Arthropoda; Insecta; Lepidoptera; Papilionidae. The coding region runs from base 735 to 2276 and encodes 513 amino acids. Gene Ontology annotation, molecular function: DNA-binding transcription factor activity, RNA polymerase II-specific; RNA polymerase II cis-regulatory region sequence-specific DNA binding. Gene Ontology annotation, cellular component: nucleus. The record is from RefSeq and is a predicted model, not a curated record.
UUCUACUAUAGAUCUGAAUUUCAGUCUCGUUUUUGCCGCGUCGCUCUAAAGGCGGGCUCGCGGGCGUUUUGUAUUGCAUUAUUGUUGUGGACGCGAGCGGCGGCCGGCACCUCUCGGCCUGAGCACAACCGGCGUCUUGAGGCACAUGUCUUGUAGACUCCUGAGAGUUGCAGCCGAGACGCGAGCGCGAGUGCGACAGGGACGGGGCGCCCUCACGUGUGCCUGUCAUACCCACAACUAUAAUAUAUAGCACACUAAAAUAUUGAGCACAAAAAAAAUCUGGCAAUUCGGAUCCUAGUACUGACGACCGGCAUUCAUAAUUUUACCUCAGGGUCAACUGUACGGCUCCGGUGUUUUUUCCUCGCCGGCUUUUUUAAAUGUUUAUUUUCACGGAGCACGUGGAUUUUUUGAGACAUUUUUGCGGAUCCUCCGCGGACUGCCUUCCGGACGUGUUGUGACGCCUAGUGUUACCUUGUUAUGUGAUAUAUAUUUUAGUGACAUUUAGAUAGGAACAAACUGUGAUUUUUUAUGGUGAUAUAGUUGGUGAUUUUGAAGACAAAGGGAUAGUGACAGCAGAUUGAAAAUCAAGGAUCUCGAAAAUUCCAUGACAAACAAAACAGUGGCCAGGAGGAUAAGACAGAAAAUAUAUAUUUUUAUAAGAUAGUGCCAAAUACCAAUUAGAUACGAAACUGUUAUAUAAUUUAGAUAGAAUUUUUAAUAAUAAUCCAUUCAAGAUGAUGGAAGGAAGAACAAUCGACUACAGGCCAGAUGGCGGUGGCUUAGACUAUCAUAAUUCGCCUUUAAUGGCCGAAAUACCAGUAGAUAAUUACUCUCAUAUACACAGAAGUAUAGAACAUUUAAGAUCUAUAGGUGUGCCGCCGCCCUUAGAUCACCAUAGACAUCUAGCGACGAAUUUAACAGACUUGAGAAGGUACGAACAUCCUGAUGAUAUACCAGAGAUCAAACCAUCAGUACUACGAUUGUCGGAGUUUAAAAAUGGCUUACAAGAUAUAAGGAUCCAUAACGACCAAGAGAAUGACGUUCAUCGGCAAAUGACACCUCAGGAUGAUGGCCCUAAAGGAUACAGUGCUCCAUCUACACCAUUGUCAGAAAAUGGCGGUCAAAGUUUACCCGAGGAAAAGGUACCGGGUGGAGAUAGACGUGGAAGGAAAAAGACCAUAUCGGAUCCAACGGACUUUAGGAUCCCGAAAAGCGCUAGCGACCCAACAGAAUGGGGGCUCCUGGCCUCCUCCGACCACGAGGUGUUCGGUUCAAAGGCUGAUCUACAGCUACACACGCAGAUUCAUUUGCGGGAAGCGAAGCCGUACCGCUGCACCCAGUGUCCGAAGGCAUUCGCGAACUCGUCGUACCUUGCACAGCACUCGCGCAUCCACCUCGGCAUUAAGCCGUACCGCUGCGAGAUCUGCCAGCGCAAGUUCACCCAGCUAUCGCACCUGCAGCAGCAUAUUCGCACGCACACUGGCGACAAGCCCUACCGUUGCACGCAGAUCGGUUGCACCAAGGCCUUCUCGCAGCUCUCCAACCUGCAGAGCCACAGCCGCUGCCACCAGACUGACAAGCCCUUCAAGUGCAACUCCUGCUACAAAUGCUUCACGCACGAAAAGGACCUGCUCGAGCACAUUCCCAAACACAAAGAAUCGAAGCAUUUGAAGACACACAUCUGUCAGUAUUGCGGCAAGAGCUACACGCAGGAGACUUACUUAAGUAAACACAUGAACAAGCACGCGGAGAGGGCAGACAAGCGGCCGCCCAUAUCCGCGCUUGGCUUGAGCGGCCUAAAUCGGUCGCUAGCGGCGGCUGCGCCGACCGCGACUCCAUUCGGUGAGCAUCCCUAUUGGCCUAAGGUGAGCCCUGACUCGGCGGCGCACAUGUCGGACGAGAGCGGGUACCACCAGCAACGCGAGAACGACGACCACCAUGAACAGCAGCUGCAGCAGCAACGCGCGCUGUUCGCGCAGCAUGACGGCCAGGAUGACCGUAUCCAGCCGCCGGUCUCCUCCGCCGCCAACUCCGCCUUUACGCCCAUCAACUCGAUGGCCCCGCACCUCAACGGUCUGUCACACCACAGCGCCCUGCCAACGCGGCCUUACCUCUACGAUCCGCUACACUUCCAGCAGGGCAAGCAGCAGCCGAACUCUUUCCCGAACCAGUUGAUAUCGCUCCAUCAAAUUCGAAAUUACGCACAUCAGCCGUCGGCGCUGCUGCCUGCCGAGCACAUCCUGCCGCACUCCCUGGCGCACAAAGACAAACAGUAAACUAACUUGCCCUUUUAUCUGUAGGCUUACCUACAUUAUAGUACUUAUGAUGGUAUUAUUAGUAUUUAAAAAAAUAUGAAAUAUUAUUAACAAAAAAAUUUAGAAUCUCUCUAUUGAACACUGGUAUUAUAAAUGUAUGAAAUACAAAAACUCGUUUAUCGUUAGUGAGAGAUACGUUCAAUGUUUUUUAGACUUUAAUCAAAAUUGUGUAUGAAUACUCUGAAUUUUUGUCGAAUAGAUGACGAUUGUAACCCGAGACUUAAUUGUGAUUCUAAAUAAUAGAAACCUUUGUGCCCUUUAUUUACUAGUUCUUCGUGAUAAAGCGACAUAUUUAAAAAGGUCCUAUCUUUGUCUAGAACUAGUCAAUAAAUAGUGCAAAGAGAAAAGUCUGUACACGAAUGAAAACUUUGAAGCAUCACAUAGCCUAAUACAAUUCUAAGUUAAUACGAGUCUGGUAAUUGUGAAUUUUUUCUAAUAUUUCAUUGUAAUUAUAUUUUUAUAGUGGCACCUUUAAUUUAAUCAUCGUCAUUUAGAUACGGUGUCCAUAAAAUUCAGAGUUCCUGACAUUUAUUGUUAUUAUAUAAAAAAAACUACUUGACAUCACGAGUACUGUAUUUGUUUGUGUUGCAUUUCGUCGUACACAAAUGUCUAUUGCUGACAGCAGAUCUCUCAUCACAUUUGCACUCAGUUCCUACUUAGAUCGAAUAAUUCCUGUUUUAUUUAGCUUUAUUCAAAAUCACUCAAUGAAUUAUUUGGUUUCGAUAAUUCUAGAAAAUGUAGUCUUCCUUCAGAAUCGGUAUUGUAUCUCUGAAAAUCUUCUUCCAUGAUUUUGGGGGUCGAAUAUAUUUUUUAUUAGCAUUUGUAUUAUAUUUUAUAUGAACCAUCAAUGAGUGGCCAAAAUAGCUUGUUCAUUUCUACCUGCAGGAGAAAGCGCACGUUUGUACAUAUUGUGUAAAUAAUUAAUCCAUUUUGAGGAUAUUUGAAUACUUAUUGACAACAUUUAUUUUUCAAUUUAAGUCUUCAAAGCUUAUGCUCAAUUUUAUUAGACGUAAGUACCUCGUCUGGGCCCCUGAUGUUCAGAAUUUUAUGGUCCGUACAAUUCAAGAAUUUAUUCUUUAUGUAUCCGCAAUAAAGAAACAUUUUUUGAAUUGUAUUUUUUUUUGGAUGAUUUAAAUGAAAUUGUACUUAAAAUGUUUCCGUUUACGGUUGAAUAUGAUUUUGUAUACGAAAUUUUCUUUUUUUUUUCGUUGAUUAUGUCUAAAUGAGGAGAGGUUUAGAGGAAAUUGUGAUAGGGAACGGAUGUGGGUGAAAAUGUUCGGAUGUCCUUUCUAAAUUAAUUUGCUGUAAUUAAGUUUAAAAUUUGUUAGGUUGUGGUUAUAUGUGAUUCGGACUUAGGUUCCGUAAGUUAGAAAGCCGUCUGUCGACACGUCACAAAGCUUUCCUUUAACGUUUUAAUAUUGUUCUCAAUUUGGAUCUACGGCAAUAUGUUUUCUUCCGAAUUUUUUUAGUAUAAUGUAUCGAGGAGUCCUUUAUUAUAUGAUCAUGACAAGCCAAGAUUUUUUUAUUAUCCAAAUGUUUUUUUUUUCUUUCGGUUGUAAGGGAAAUUAAAAUCGCCAAUAUCUCUCUA